GGCGCUGGCGGCGGGGAGCCCAGCACCGCGUGUUGGCCGAGUCGCCGCCGCCGGCAACGCGGCCGCGCAACUUUGGGGCUCUCGGGCUGGAGGGGCCCGCGGCCGGGGCUGUGCGCCGGGAGGCGCCCGGGUCCCCGCGGCGGGCUCCUGGGUCGCAGGAUGCUGCGAGAUCCGGGAGCGGCGGGUCGGGGACACGGCGUCCCAAGCUUGUGCCAUAGCCUUCCCACGGCUACAGGAGCGUGGUGUCCACAGUGCGCUGCCGAGGAGCCUCCCGGCCUCCGUGGAAAGGGGACGACAAGCCGCGGCGGGGCCUUCGCCGACUCCAGAGGUUCUUAAUCCAGAGCCAACUCCAUGGACCCAGGCCGGGUUUGGCCCUUGGCCUGCUGUGAGCGGGGUGUUGUCUGCUAGAAGACUCCCCUGGCCUACCUGCUCUGGUGCCUUGCAGAGCAAGCGAAGAGGAUGGACGGAGUGACGCGCCCUCUGCCUGUGUGCCUGCUGCCUUCUGCGUCCUUGUUAAUCCUAGUGUCCACUCUGGCGACUGCUAAGAGUGUGGCCAACAGCACUUUAAAUGGCACUGACACGGUCGUGGGCUCAGUGCCCGUGGUCAUUGCCAGAACCGACCAUAUCAUCGUCAAGGAAGGGAACAGUGCCUUGAUCAACUGUAGUGUUUAUGGCCUCCCUGAGCCUCAGCUCAAGUGGUAUAACUCCGUGGGCAAGCUGCUGCAUGAGGACAGCAAGGACCGAGGGGCAGGAAAGUGGCAGAUGCACGACGGCCUCCUGAACAUCACCAAGGUGUCCUUCACGGACCGAGGUCGAUACACAUGUGUGGCGGCCAACGUCCACGGCACCGUGAACAACACGGUGACGCUGAGGGUGGUCUUCACGUCGGGGGACAUGGGCGUGUACUACAUGGUGGUGUGCCUGGUGGCCUUCGCCGUGGUGCUGGCCCUCAACAUCACCCGCCUCUGCAUGAUGAGUAGCCACCUGAAGAAGACCGAGAAGGCCAUCAACGAGUUUUUCCGUACAGAGGGCGCCGAGAAGCUGCAGAAGGCCUUCGAGAUCGCCAAGCGCAUCCCCAUCAUCACGUCGGCCAAGACGUUGGAGCUGGCCAAGGUCACACAGUUCAAGACCAUGGAGUUCGCCCGCUACAUCGAGGAGCUGGCCCGCAGCGUGCCGCUGCCCCCGCUCAUCAUGAACUGCAGGACCAUUGUGGAGGAGCUCAUGGAGGUGGUAGGGCUGGAGGAGCAGGGCCAGAACUUCGUGCGCCACGCGCCUGAGGGCCAGGAGGCGACCACCGGGGACGAGGUCUACACCAUCCCCGACGCCCUGCAGCGGAGCGAGUCCCCCACCGCUGACUCAGACGCCUCGUCGCUGCACGAGCAGCCCCAGCAGAUUGCCAUCGAGGUGUCCGUGCACCCCCAGGCCCGGAGGGAGCCCACGGAUGACCGGGACGGGGGGCCCCUCGAGGCCAGAGACGAGGAGGACACCGAGCCCUCGGCCGAGCACUCCCCCGAGUCCGCGGCGCCUUCCACCGAGGUCACGUCCGCGGCGCUGACCUCCGAGGAGCCCACGCCUGUCGAGGUACCGGACCAUGUCCUGCCCCCAGGUCUCCUGGAAGCCACAGAGCCGGCCGGGGCGUGCGACAGCAAUGCCCACGUCGUCUAUGAAAGCCAUGUCUAACAACGCUCCCCCGAGAAGCUAUGCACACCCCGAGAAUCAGGGCCGCCCCCCCCACCCCCAGGGCCAGACGCAGUCCGCCCUCGCCGCUAAGCCUUACCGGAGACGCCUGUCCCGUAGGUAGGAGCCAGGCCCCUUCAGAAGGGAGCGCCUGCGUGCAUGCUGUGUGCCCGGACCGUGCCCCGCGAUGGAGGAUGCAAGCAGCGGCAGGGUGCAGAGCCGGCGACCUUGGGCAGGUGUCUGUGCGCGCGGCAUGAAUCUCAGAGGCUCUUCUCUGCCAGAUACCUUAAUCACUGAUGCCCUUUUGGUGUGAGAGACUCUGAGGUCAAGAGCCCUGUCCAAUGCACACUGCAGCGCUUUUCCUUUAAAAAGUUAUAGGUCUGCUACGAGAGCAACUGCACGUACGUGGGUCUGUUGCACUUUCUUCUCAGUUUUAACCCCCCUUCACUCUUCCCCUAUAACCAAGUCGUUGUGAUACGAAUGCUAAUCGUUCCUUCUGGUUUCGUCCCCUUUGCCACUUUGUCCUUAUUUCUCUCCCCCCACCCCCUCAAACCCCCCGCCAAACUUUUACCUCAGAGGCUUUGGUGUCAGGGCUGAUACCCACAAGUCAUCUGUAAUGUUCCAAAGCAGUUACCAGCCUCGUGAUUUUUGUCAUUUCCCAGGCCUGUCUCCAUCCAUCGCUUUUUUGUUUGUUUGUUUCCAAUGAAGCUACUGUUGUGAAACUGAGAAAAAAAAAAAAACCUUGCCCAGGAUAGCACUUUAAUAGCCAAAUAAAAAUGUGUUGCCUGUC
Delphinapterus leucas (beluga whale) is the source of this 2467-nucleotide messenger RNA. Lineage: Eukaryota; Metazoa; Chordata; Mammalia; Artiodactyla; Monodontidae. The record is from RefSeq and is a predicted model, not a curated record.